AGAACAAAUUCUUAUUUUCAAUGACGGCCAAGGAACAGUGGGUAAACUGCCUGUUCAGGGGCAGAACGACAGAUUUGUACCUUGUCAACUCGGGGGUUUGAAAUUGCAACCUUCCGGUUACUAGUCCAACGCUCUAACCACUAGGCUACCUUGCCGCCCCUAUCAUGCCGGUAACAUAGAAUGUUAAAGAAGAAGACGCAAUGGGCACGUUCGUAGAUUCGCUCUGGCUAUCUGCUCCGAUCACUCCCGUCUGAGUCUGCAGCGAGCAGAAUAACUGAUUCAUUUACGAACGCACCCAACGUAAGAGACUUCCGAUUGCAUAGCAUGUUGGUACUUGUGUACACUGCUAAAUAAUAUAGAAGGGUUUUAGAGCCACCAGCAGUUAUUUUGUGUCAUUUCUUGAAAUUAUAUCGAUACUGCUACACUUCUAUAUGUACAAAACUAAUUGACGUGCUGAAAUUCAACAAACAUCGGUAUGGCGGAGGGUGUCGGUAACGCAGUGAAUCUUCCCCCCGGAGAUCCGCAGCUCAUCGGGCUCAUCGUGGAACAUCUCAAGAACCGAGGCCUGUUCGACGAGUUCCGAAGAGACUGCCUGGCAGAUGUGGAUACAAAGCCUGCCUACCAGAAUCUACGACAGAAAGUUGACAACUUCGUCUCUACUCAUUUGAACACUCAAGACUGGAACCCAUCAAUCAACAAAAAUCAAGUGCGAAAUGUGCUAAGACAAAGCGUCGUGCAGUCAGGCAUGCUGGAGUCCGGAGUGGACAGAAUCAUCACCCAGGUGGUGGAUCCCAAGCUUAACCACACCUUCAGGCCCCACAUUGAGGAAGCCAUUCACGACUUCCUGUCUGCUGAGAAGAAGGAGGAGGGUCCAUCCAACACUCCAUCAGAGACAGAACAGCAAGAUGCUCCAAGCCACACUGGACCCAAAACACCAUCGGAGAUCCAGCACUGUCUGGUGAAUGCUGGGGAUGUGGGCUGUGGCAUGUUCGAAUGCUUCAACAACAACUCCUGUGAAAUACGAGGCCUACAUGAGAUCUGCGUGACAUUUCUGCACAAUGCCGGCAAGUUUGACUCCAAGGGGAAGUCCUUCAUCAAGGAUGCCCUGAAGUGCAUGGCCCACAGCCUGAGGCACCGCUUCAGCUGUGUGAGCAGGAAGUGCCUGGCAGUGAAGGAGAUGAUGAUCCACCUGCAGAGAGAGUGCUACGUCAAACACAACCUUUGUUCCGCCAUCCAGGAGAACAUCAAUGUCAUGGUGGAGAUGAUCCACUUCCAGGACCUCUUCCCCAAAGGGACUCAUGUGGAGCUGGUGAACAUCCUGCUGGGUUGUGGUGAGGAGGUGAGGACAGCCAUAGCACAGAGAGUGAGGAUGCAGUGUGAGCAGAACUGGGGGGCCCUGUGUGACAGCCUGAGCCCGUGUUCCCUCGGUCGUUCAGAUGACCCCCAACACAUCACCGUCCCUCCCGCCUCUCUGCAUCCUGCUGGACAGCUCUUCCUCCCAGACAUUGAACAGGAGAAACCUAAGACGGGCCAGCUAGACAGGGGCUACCUCCACCCCUCUGUGAGUCUCAGUCAGGAGCCCCUGGACAACGCCACAGACCUUGGGCUCGCUGUGGCCAGUCAACCACCCAAUACCGCCAUCCAGGGGUGAAACGCUGAGUGCAAUGUCUUCAGCUUGUUGACACACAACAUAGCUGCCCCUAAGUCCUUUUCCCCCUCAAACAGCCCUACUACUGAUAACCUCAGUGGUUACAAACAAUGACAAAGGACAGGUAAUGGUCCUGUACCAUGCUCCUCCAUUCAUACUCUCCUAAAUUGUAAAGGUGACAGGGUAUGUUUGGUCAAA
This is a messenger RNA of Oncorhynchus masou masou (cherry salmon), 1846 nucleotides long. Its product is annotated as stanniocalcin-2-like. The transcript is spliced from 6 exons. NCBI's taxonomy places the organism in Eukaryota, Metazoa, Chordata, Actinopteri, Salmoniformes, Salmonidae. Gene Ontology annotation, cellular component: extracellular region. The record is from RefSeq and is a predicted model, not a curated record. Gene Ontology annotation, molecular function: hormone activity. Bases 476 to 1651 code for a protein of 391 amino acids.